This is a messenger RNA of Thunnus maccoyii (southern bluefin tuna), 1756 nucleotides long. It is a transcript of the gene mpzl2b, whose product is annotated as myelin protein zero-like 2b. The coding region runs from base 295 to 1086 and encodes 263 amino acids. Gene Ontology annotation, biological process: cell-cell adhesion. Lineage: Eukaryota; Metazoa; Chordata; Actinopteri; Scombriformes; Scombridae. The record is from RefSeq and is a predicted model, not a curated record. Gene Ontology annotation, cellular component: membrane. The transcript has 5 exons.
UAGAAAACCAAAAACCGAAUACGCACGUCUGUUAGUCUGCAUUUUUAGGCUCUCUGGGUGGACGACAGCAGAACCGAAAAAGCACAGGUCGGGCAGCGGGUUGGUCAGGGAGGGUAACAGGUUAUGCAAUAAGGGAAGGAGUCGUUUAACACCGCCCAUCAGGUGUGUCACAUUUUUACAAGCCAAGUGUAGAUUCACCAAGAGCCUUUUUUGCUCCGAUAAAACAGCGGUAACUUACGUGAUUCCUUCCAAUAAACUUACAUGAAGGGACUUUAACAGAGGGAUUAAUUAUAAAUGUCUCAUCCUAUGUAUCGGAUAUGGCCUCUGUUUCUCCUGGGAGGACUGGUGGUGCCAGGGGUGCGACAUGUCAGUGGAAUUGAGAUUUACACUCCAACUGAGGUGGAAGCACUCAACGGGACAAAUGUGAAACUCAAAUGCACAUUCACCACCACUCACCCAUUGUCACCUAAGACCACCAUAGUGUCCUGGAACUUCCGUUCACUGAAUUCAAGAUCUGAUGAGUCAGUGUUUUACUACCAGGAGGUACCAUACCCUCCCCAGCAAGGGCGUUUUAAAGGCCGUGCAGUGUGGUCGGGAGAUAUUAUGAGACGAGACGCCUCCAUCACCCUGCAGGAUGUGCCGCCGACCUUUAAUGGCACCUACAUCUGCCAAGUGCGCAACCGUCCAGAUGUGCACGGCAGUAAUGGAGAGAUCAUCCUUAAAGUUGUCAACAAAGUGUCCAUCUCUGAGAUCGGCAUCCUGGCAGCAGCAGUGGGAGGCGCCUGCGGUGUAAUCCUGUUACUCCUCAUUAUCAUUGUGGUAGUGAGGUUCUACAGGAAAAGGGGCACGGAAGACGACAUUGAGAUGCACUCGCGGGAGCAAGAGUGGAAGGACCCGACCGUGUGUAAACCUGAAGAGGCAGUUCACCUGAAAGUAAUGACAAAGGAGAAAGAAGUUGGUAGUUCAGACGAUGAGGAGUCUGAACCCAGUAGCGGAGAUGAUGAGGAGGAAGAAGACGGCGAAGAAGACGACGACGAUGAUGAUGACGAUGACGAUUGCGGUGGUGGUGAUGAUGAUGAUGAUUGAAAUCAGACACAUUCCCUUGAUUAGAAUCGUUUUGCAAUUCAUUAAAAUGGUUGAAAUGUUGAUGUAACUUAUUGUACAGAGUUCAGUGCAGUGGCCACUGAAUUGGAGCAUUAUAUUAGAAGUUUUAUGGAUGUGUGUCUCAUUUGUUGUACAUGAUGGCCCUAGCUUUGCUCCUUUAUGCUAAUGUGAUUGGAUUUCCACACAGCCGCUACUGGAAAUUCAUUGCCUCGGAUCAAUGUUGUGAAAAUUCAUGAAUUUUCAUGUUGAAUAAGUGGACUAUAGAUUUUUAAAAAGCAGAGCCAGUUUAACUUUGGCUCAUUACCAACACCACCCCACACUAAUGCACACAGCGUCUGUGCUGUCUGUGCUGCCUGUGCUGUCUGUGCUGCCGCCAGAUCAAAUGAUUCUCCUGCUCAAUUUGUAAAAGCAUCAGCUGAGAGUAAACAAAUUAAAAGUGACAGUAAGAAACAGCUUUUAACCGUGUCAUAGUGCUUCGUAAACAGGGUGUUUCGGAUGCUACCUGAAAAGAAACGAGACUGCUGUCCUUUCAUUUUCACGUCCAGAAAGUCCACUCCACCAUUAGAUUUACAAAUGAUAAACCAAGCAAGGGUGUUUACUAUAUUGGCAACAUUGCACAAAUAAUUUUGUACUUUGAUUUUGUAUAUAGUGA